AUAGAACUUCGUUUAUAUCCAACUUUAUCAGGUCUAUUUUGGCCCAUAGCCUUAGUGCCAACUUUAAAGAGAUGCAAAGCUGGUUGUAAUGUUUGAUGCCACAGUUGCCAUAACAACGCAUUCAAAACUCAAACCAAGAAAAAAACGUGUUCUUAUUUUUAAAAUCAUCAAUAUUUUGUUUUUGUUUACUAUUACUUUUUGUUGUAUUCUAUUAGAAUCAUGAAAUUUGAACUUAAAGAGAGUUUUAAAGUCCAGAGCCGUAUUCAUCCUUCUUUCACCAAUGGUUUCUUAAAGGUUGAUGAAUCUGGUACAAAUCUCUUAUCGUCAUCUGGCAAUGCGAUUAAAAUCGAGUCUAUCAAUGACGGGUCCGAAGUUGCAACCAUCAAAGAGAAAGUAGAUUCAGAUAUUGAGGAUGAGGUUAUUGAUUUUGUUACUGGAUAUCACGAUGGCGUGGAUAAAGUGUAUGCUGCCUAUCGCAGUGGCCUUCUCAAGGAGUGGUCUUGGAAUAGUGAGGGUGCUACGCUGAGAAGAACUUGGAGAGGUUUACACACUGGACCAAUGUCAACGCUAGCAAUUAGUGAUGGUGGUAAAGGAAAUCUUCUAGCUACCGGGUCUAGUGAUACUAUUGUUAAAGUUUGGGAUGUGAUAAAACAAUAUUGUACUCAUCAUUUAAAGGGAUGUCGAGGUGUCAUUUCCUGUAUUCAAUUUUACACUAAAGCUGACAAAACUGAAUUAAUCGCGGCAUCAGGAGAUUUGAAUUACUCUGUUAAUGUUUGGAAAUUGGCUGACAGUCAGCUCAUCUCUAAUUUCGUUGGUCAUUGUAGCAGAGUUAUUGGAUUGCAAUUUUAUUCUCAUGAUGAAAAAAAUUUGAUUCUUUCUGCAAGUCGUGAUAUGUUAGCUAUCGUUUGGUCAAUUGACGAUGGAACUUCUUUGAGAAAAAUCCCUCUUUUUGAAGCAGUUGAAUCCAUGAUCUUAUUACCUGACAAUGCUAUUUUCGGUUUUAUUGGUGAUCAAAAACCAAAAGGCAAAGUCUUCCUAACUGGUGGUCCUAAAGGUAUAAUAAAAGCAUGGGAUACAUCAAGCGGUGCAUGUUUAUUUACUCAGAGUAAUUCAAUAUUGGCCAAUGAUAAUCAAAAUGAAAACCAAACUCCAGAAAUGAUUAUUCAAUGCCUUCUGCAUCCUGAUCUGAAUAAACUUCUUGUUGUUUCGUAUGAAAGGAACAUUUUAUUUUAUGAUCUUCAAUCCUUUGAACUAGUUCGUCAAGCAAUUGGAAACAUUGAUCAAGUUUCAGAUAUCAAGUUCAUUGGUCCUGCUGAGAAACACAUUGUUGUAGCUACUAACUCACCUAAUAUGACAAUAUUCCACAUUGAAACUAUGGAAUCAUCAAUAAUCAAAGGACACUCAGGAAUAGUUCUAUCCCUUCAAGUUUACCCAACAAAUAAAACACUUUUUGCCAGCUCUUCAAAAGACAAUGAUAUUCGUCUUUGGUCUUUCAAUCCAAAUACAAUGUCAGCACAGUGUUUAUAUAUUGCAAGUGGUCAUUCCCUUUCUGUCAUAACUUUAGCAGUUCCAUUCAAAUCAACAAAUUGGCUAUUUUCGGCCUCUGAAGACACUACUAUGAAAGUUUGGAAGAUUCCGACGAAAAUAAAAGUUGAACCUGACUCUAAAGAAAUUCAUCUUUCAACCCUGGAAACAGUUAAAGCCCAUGAUAAAGAUAUCAAUGGACUAGCUAUUGCUCCAAAUGAUAAGUUCAUUGCUUCAUGUUCACAAGACAGAACCGCUAAACUUUGGAGUUUCGAUAAAAAUCUGAGCCUUGCGGGGACUCUGAAAGGACAUCGAAGAGGAAUCUGGUCUAUCGCUUUCUCUCCAGUAGAUGUGAUUGUUGCAACCGCAUCAGCCGAUACAACUAUAAAACUUUGGUCUCUCAAUGAUUUCUCUUGUCUUAAAACACUUCAGAGCCAUGAAAGCUCAGUACUGAACUUCGUCUUUGUUAAUCGAGGUAUGCAAAUAAUUUCCAGUUCAUCCGAUGGUAACGUAAAACUGUGGACAGUAAAAACUGGAGAGUGUUCAACCACUUUAGAUGCUCAUGCAGCUAAAAUUUGGGCAUUAACAGCAAGUGAAGAUGAGAAGUUACUGGUAACUGGAGGUGAAGAUUCUCAGAUUAUUGUGUGGAAAGAUGAUACUGUUGAGAAGAAGGAGGAAGAAGCCAAGAAAGAAGAACUUUUCAUGGCUAAUGAACAAAAACUCAUGAAUUUAAUACAACAACAGAAAUGGACAAAAGCAUUGAAACUUGCUAUAAAAUUGGAGCAACCCUUUAGAGCUUUGAAUAUUGUAAAAGAGAUACUUUUCACGACAAAUCAAGAUCAAUUACAAGUCUUGGAAUCAUCUUUAAAGGGUUUACGAGAAGAUCAACUUGUUUCUUUACUCAAAUAUGCUAUCAACUGGAAUACUAAUAGUAAAAAUAGUGAAGCAGCUCAAUACAUCUUCAGGGUAACUUUAAACUUCCUUGGACUUGAAGGAAUACUAAAUUUACCCGAAUCAAAAGAAAUCGUGGAAGGUUUCUUGUCAUAUACUAGUAGACACAUGAACAGAAUCAAUAAAUUAUCCGAACAGAUAAGUGUUAUUAACUUUUUAUAUUCAAAUAUUAAGUUAGAUAAUUGAAUCCUAUCUUGUUUCUAGAAAAAAAUAUUGAAUGAAAAAGCAUUGUAAAUAUAUUUUUUGUUAAUAAAGUAAUUGCAUAGAAUAUUUAUGCAUGCAAGAAUAAAU
This is a messenger RNA of Tetranychus urticae (two-spotted spider mite), 2766 nucleotides long. RefSeq names its product transducin beta-like protein 3. The record is from RefSeq and is a predicted model, not a curated record. NCBI's taxonomy places the organism in Eukaryota, Metazoa, Arthropoda, Arachnida, Trombidiformes, Tetranychidae. Gene Ontology annotation, molecular function: U3 snoRNA binding; protein binding. Gene Ontology annotation, biological process: endonucleolytic cleavage to generate mature 5'-end of SSU-rRNA from (SSU-rRNA, 5.8S rRNA, LSU-rRNA); endonucleolytic cleavage in 5'-ETS of tricistronic rRNA transcript (SSU-rRNA, 5.8S rRNA, LSU-rRNA). Gene Ontology annotation, cellular component: nucleolus; small-subunit processome; 90S preribosome.